CGGAGUGGAAGGGCGAGAUUAGCCUCCCGUGUCUCCGCGCGUGCGUCAGCCAACGAUGCCCACUUGGAGAUGACUGCAUCAUUAGUAGUGGUGGAUAGGUGUGCUCGCAGAAUGUCGCACGCUGUUUCCAACAUCACCAAGGUUCAAAGCAGGGCAGAGCGGAUGCCAAUACGGUUUGCGUCGUCUGUCACAUAUAUUACACCACUCGCCCGGCUGUCUUCCAAACAGUCCUCGCACUUCAAGCUGAUACAUACUCUCCAUUUCCCGCUAGCAUAUUGACACGACGGAGACACGAUGGUUUUCCUCCAGACCGUCUUAUAUUUGACGGUGCUAUACGGCGUCUACAUCUUCACCCGCAGUUACUACAAUGCAUUUCAUGGGCCUCUCAGUAAAUACCCAGGUCCCAUAUUGAGAGGCUUCUCUACAUUACCCUCGCUUUGGUCAAAGUACCAUGGCAAUGAAGUUGCGGAAAUUGUGAAGCUCCACGCUCGAUAUGGACCUGUGGUCCGCAUUGGACCCACCUCGCUUUCAUAUACAAACGGUGCCACGGCCUGGAAAGACAUCUACGGCUUCAAGAGGGCUGGGAAAUUAAACUUCCCCAAGGACCCAGAGGUUAUGACCAAGCCAUUGAACGGCUCGCCGCACAUUAUCAUUGCGAACGACGAAAUACAUGCUCGACAAAGGAAAAUCAUGUCGCAUUCUUUUGCCGAUCGCUCCAUUCGAGAACUUGAACCCAUGCUUAUCGGAUGGGUGAGCAAACUUGUCGAGAAGCUAGCUCAGCCAGCUGCAACUUCGACGCCAGCUGAUAUGCUGAAAUGGUACAACUGUGCUACUUUCGACAUCAUGGCUGACCUAUCUUUCAAUGAGCCCCUCGGAAUGUUGGACGACGGCGAAUACUCGCCCUGGGUAGGAAUCAUCUUCGCGACCAUCAAAAGCCUCGCGCGAUUGCGAGCAAUCAGAAAUAUCAACUGGAUCACACAGAGUCUCGUAUCGAGACUCAUGCUUAUGCCCUCCGUGCAGAAGAAAGCGUGGGAGCACUUCAGCUACGCAGCUGAACGCGUCGACCGCCGUCUGGAGAAGCCGACCGACCGACCUGACCUCUGGGGCAAGAUCAUCGACAACGGCGGCCUUACCCGCGACGAGCAGCAUUCCAACGCGAUGAUCUUCAUGACCGCCGGCACCGAGACCACCGCGACGUUGCUCAGCGGCACAACCUACUGGCUCCUCCGCGAACCCGCCAUCCUCGCCAAACUCGUCGCUGAAAUCCGCUCGGCCUUCACCAGCGUCAACGACAUGACCCUCGAAAACCUCGCCCGCCUCAAAUACCUCGACGCCGUCAUGCACGAAGGUCUCCGCAUGUACCCACCCGUCCCGACCGCCCUGCCCCGCGUCGUCCCCGAAGGCGGCGCCGAAGUGUGCGGCGACUUCCUGCCCGCCGGCGUCUCCGUCGGCGUGCCCCAAUACGCCGCCUACCACAGCCCGCUAAACUUCAAAGACCCGGACAGCUUCCGGCCACAACGCUGGAUGGGCGAUGUGGAAUUCAAGGACGACCAACUCGCCGCCGUCGAACCUUUCCACGUCGGACCCCGGAAUUGCAUCGGCAAGAACCUCGCUUAUCAUGAAUUCCGCCUCAUCCUGGCCGCAACGCUACUCCAUUAUGACCUCAGCCUUUGUGAGGCUUCGGCGGAUUGGACGGAUCAGAAGGUUUAUAUUCUCUGGGAGAAGAAGCCGCUUUGGUGUACAUUGAAGCCUAACCCGGCGUUGAAGGCUUAGUGAUGGGAAUGCCGGUAUGACGGAGCACGAUGCUAUGACGAAGGGGCGAUAUCUUUUUCUACCAUUAAAUUGUUUCUGGGCUGGCGUAAUCAUUUGGAAGGAUUGUAUUUUCGGAAGGGAAAUCUUCACUUUUUCAUG
Messenger RNA from Dissoconium aciculare CBS 342.82, 1911 nucleotides. Its product is annotated as cytochrome P450. Lineage: Eukaryota; Fungi; Ascomycota; Dothideomycetes; Mycosphaerellales; Dissoconiaceae. The coding region runs from base 295 to 1773 and encodes 492 amino acids. The record is from RefSeq and is a predicted model, not a curated record. The transcript has 4 exons. Gene Ontology annotation, molecular function: monooxygenase activity; heme binding; oxidoreductase activity, acting on paired donors, with incorporation or reduction of molecular oxygen.